AUGGCAGCCGGCAGUGCGGCACAGCAAGUGGCGGGCGCAAAGUUUGGACCCAAUGUCUACGAGUGCCUCACAAAGCUGGGACUGACCAAGUUCCAACAAAUCAUUGAUGCUGCGGGCAUGAAGCCCUUCUUUUCCACGACGUAUCAGAGCAACACCCUGUUUGCUGCCACCAAUGCCGCCGUGGACAGGUUUUACGCCGCGCUGCAGAUGACAGAGGCUGAGGCUCUGGCAGACAGAGCGCUGAUGAAAAAGGUGCUGCAGUACAACACGGCCCCGUACGUGCGGCGCACAAGCUACUGGCCUACCUACCAGAAUGGGUUCAAGAAGCAGAAGACUCUGAUUCCGGCCAUGAUGCUCAAGCUGUGGUCCACCAGGACAGAGCGCAAGGCUGUCCAAGGCUUUGCCCAGACGGCGGCGCUGAUUGGCAAGCCCAACACGUACGACCUCACCUGCGCCAAGAGCGUGGUGCACGUCACAAACACGGUGCUGGUCCCCAUUGUGAUGGGAUCGUGA
Chlorella variabilis is the source of this 513-nucleotide messenger RNA. RefSeq lists its product as hypothetical. The record is from RefSeq and is a predicted model, not a curated record. The transcript has 9 exons. The coding region runs from base 1 to 513 and encodes 170 amino acids. Lineage: Eukaryota; Viridiplantae; Chlorophyta; Trebouxiophyceae; Chlorellales; Chlorellaceae.